Messenger RNA from Rhopilema esculentum, 6357 nucleotides. Lineage: Eukaryota; Metazoa; Cnidaria; Scyphozoa; Rhizostomeae; Rhizostomatidae. The record is from RefSeq and is a predicted model, not a curated record.
UUAAAUUCAAAAGCAAGAUCAAGCCCCCUGCCCCCUUCAAAGUCAAGAAAAUUUCUAACAAGAAAGAUGGGCUCCACCCCCUAUGUCCCUACAAGAAAUCUCCACUGUUUAAAAUCCUGGUAUUUUCUUCCUUUCCUACUAAGAAAGUUUUGCCUAUAAGUAAUUUUUUACAUGGUUAUAUGUUUCAUUAUUAAGCAGGCACCAGGGAGCUUUGAGACGGUGGGCGUUUUAAAGAAGUGGGGGCUAAAACCUUUUAAAAAGAGGCUUUCCUGGUAGUUUAUUACUUAAUAUUUGACAUUUUUAGCAGUCCCCCUGCCCCCCCCCUGCUACGCGGUGUCUGUUAAGUUGGGUAUUCCAAGAUUAGCUUUGUUUUGAAGACAUAUUUCCUUGCUUUCAAAUAAGAAAACAUUUAUUUCCUUUGGAUUUAAAUUUUCUUAUGCAUGCAAUCAUGGUUUGACCAUCGCUAAACCAUGGCUCAACCAACAAGCAACUGCCAUUUUUAAGCGCGCUUUUUCAAACACAAGAUGGCCGUUUGGAUUGCAGUUCGAUCAUCUAUCAGUGCGUUCAACUUUGCGAUUCAUGUACGCAGCAAAAACAAGAUAAUUUUUUAAAAGGUUUGUGCAGUUAGGGAGUUUGUUGAUUAUGUUGAAAGCUUCAUCGUAAAGAACUGCUAGGUAACAAAGCGUAUUUAAUGUUAGGCCCGGACAGAUCUAGAAGACUUGGGACCCUUUUUCUGACCGAAAGUAUUGUUGCGAGUGAUGCAAGAUUUCGAAAUAAGAACGUUUUUGUGGAGCGAUUUGAUUAUGGAUAACGUUUGAUCCCGAUAAAAAGAUAUAUACGGAUAGAUCGCGUUUACACGGUGCCGUACAACUUUUGAUAAGGAAAGACUUCCCGUUCAUUACAAGUACGGCCCUUUCGUAGUCAUAGGGAAAUUGAGAAUGAAAAGUGACUAUCAUUAAUGAUAUCAGAACUUUUGAUUAAUGCAUCGCAUGGCGAUAUACUUUACGUCAAAUGAAAGCAUAUAAAUUUCUGCAUCAGAAAAUACAAUUUAAUCAAUGACGGGUUUUCUUAUGAAUUUGAUUGACUGAUAUUUUGUUUGAAAUCUUUGCUAAAAUUUGAAUAUUUUCAUAUUUUCUCGUCUCGCUGCAACCAGAGUAGUAAGGGCAGGGUGUCCGAAAAGGCCUCUUUUUGAAGCCAUUCUAUCAACAACCUCGUAGCCAAAUUUCUGACAGUUUAUUUUCAAAAUGGCGUCCGAUAGCGAAGACGAAGUGAUUGACUUUGUUGUUGACGAAUCUACAGAUUUUGAGGAAACUGCGGCGCAAUAUAGUAAUUUGAAGGUAGAAGAGUUGAAAGAGUUGUGUAAAAGCCGUGGAUUAACCUGCACAGGAAGAAAGCAAGACCUUGUAGAGCGUCUAGAAGAUUUUGAUGAGAGUGGACCCAUUUGGGAUGAGAUUGAACGUCCGAUUCAUAUCCCGACUUUUAGAAAAAAGUCUGGACCAACAGUUAUACUCGAAGAAGGUGCCGCUGCUGUUAAAUAUUUUGAGUUACUAUUCACGCCAGAACUUUUGGAACAGUUAGUUUCUGAAACAAACAGGUAUGCAGCCCAAAGACUUGAGCACCCUUUCACCUCACCAUCUUCGAAAGAUAGAUGGGAACCUGUCACAGUUGUGGAGUUAAAAGCAUUUCUCGGGUGCCUUAUAUUUAUGGGCCUAUGUUCUCUUGGAGAGCUCAAAGAUUAUUGGUCUGAAGAGCUGGGGCAAGAAAGAAUAAAAACUGUUUUCAGUUACCAUCGUUUUAGAGACAUAUUCAGGUUUCUACAUUGUAAUGAUAACAGUGCUGCGUUGCCAAAAGGUCAUGAAAGUCAUGAUAAAUUGCAAAAAGUGAGGCCUAUUAUGAACUUGCUGCAGCAAUCAUUCCAAAGAUGUUGGGUGCCCCAUCAACAGAACAGUAUUGAUGAGGGCAUGAUUUCCUUCACUGGAAGGAGUCCUUUGAAACAGUAUAUGAAGGACAAGCCCAAUAAAUGGGGCUUCAAGAUGUGGAAGCUUGUAGAUUCCAUUUCUGGAUACCUAUAUGCUUUUGAUAUUUACACGGGUAAAGGGGAGGAAAGAGAGGUUGGUCUUGGAGAGCAUGUCGUUUUACAAAUGGCAGAACAUUUGCAACUUGGCCAGCCAUGGAUGCUUUUUUUUGAUAACUUCUUUUCCUCCAUUCCACUUAUCGACAAGUUGUAUGAAAGGGGCAUAUAUGCUACAGCAACAAUUCGCUCAUAUAGAACUGGGGUCCCAGUUGAAAUCAAAGAGGCAAAGCUUCAACCUGGUGAAAUGGUUUGGAGGAUGAAAGACCCCCAGACGGUCAUCACCAAAUGGAAGGACACAAAAGAUGUGAUUCUGAUCAGCAGUAUGUGUAGGGCCACACCAGGUGACACAGAUGUUGUCAAGAAGUCCCAAAGAGGCACUGCUGAAAAAAUUGUGCGUCAAUGUCCACCUUGCAUUACAGCAUACCGGUCAAAUAUGGGAGGUGUUGACACAAAUGAUCAACUGAUAGCUUACAACAGUAUGUCAAGAAAAUCCUACAGGUGGUGGCUCCCAAUUUCUUUUGAUAUGCUAAAAGAAGCUGUGGUAAAUGCCUGGAUUAUUCAGAAAAAUCAGCCAAAUGCCAUGAAAAUUGGGCAAAAGGAGUUCCGCGUCGAACUUUUUCAAGGACUGAUAGGAUCAUUCAAAUCCAGAAAGAGAGAGAUUGGCCAGCAGCCUAACCCAUCAAAAAGAUUUGAUGGUGUUCAGCACUUUGUUAUUAGUUCUAGCAAAAGAGGCUGCUGCAAAAAUGAAUGUGGAAAGAAAGUACAAUACCGGUGCUGCAAAUGUUACAUUUUCUUUGUAUAGACUGUUUUGACCUUUUACUUGAAUUUUCAUAAUGUUUUUGGUCACGACAUUGAUUUUAUUAUGACAUUAGAAAACUUUCAUUAGGAAUUUGACCGUGAUUGAUAGCUAAGGGGGUAAAGUUUCACCUGGAACGAUUAUUGUUGUGAAACCCCUUACAAGUUCAUACUUGAAUUCUCUGUAAAAAUUAGAACACAAGCAGAAACAAUAUGAAAGAUUGUAUCCGGAAGUGACUUGCGAGCUUUAUGCACUUCAAUGCACGAUUAUGAUGCCCUGGAAGCAGGCCUGGCUUCAGGAAAUUUUUUUGGGAGGGUGCAAGUGUUUAUCUACCAAAUACAUUUUGGCAUUAUUACACUCCGUUAAUGCGACUGGUGCAUUGUGCUUCACUUUCAGAGAUGGGGCCACAAAACUGAGCCAGGGGGGUUAAGAAUAAAGUUCAGUGACAUAGUAGGACCCGCCAUGGUUGGGUCCGACGCGAAAUAAAUUUUUUGAAAUUAAGCCUUCUAGGAUGGCUAGAAAUGCAUCUCCCAGACUAAAAUUGUCUCUGGUUUUGUCAAAUAUCUUGGGAUUAAUCUUCUUCUGUGAUGUUCCUGAAAAUUCUCUUCUGGAUCAAGGGAAAAACUGAACUCCAGAACUUUUUAAUAUCUUUGAAUGUUUUUAAAAAUUACAUGAAGUACAAUUUUCUACAAAAAAGUUUAUCUACCCAUCAAAAUCCCAAUUUUACUGACUAAAAUCCCAAUUUGGAAUCCCCCCCACACACCCCCAUGGAACCGGCCCUGCCUGGAAGCCCCAUUCUACAGAUUGUGAGAGGCUAGUAUUUGCAUACAGUCUCAUGAAAACAAGUUCAAGAACUGCAUGUUAAGCCUGAGCUUUGCCAAACUUUACGCACACUUUUCAUCCUAGAUAAGAUGCCUUUUUUAAAAAUUGAUCAGGAACCUUGAAGUGCUCUAAUCAGCAACAAAUAAAAAUAUGAUAUCAAGCAAAGUGAGCUUUCUUGUGAAAAGCAAAGCUUUGCAUUAAAAUUUACUUUGUAAGAACCUUGAUGAGCUCAAAGAGAGAUUCUCUUUGAGAGUGCUUACAGCAGGAGUUCAUGAAGUGCAGAAGCAAGAGGAAUCUUAAAGAAGAAAAAAAGCAAAAGUGAACCAUGGCUUGAUCAUGGUUGGUUGAUAUGUUUGAACCAUGGUUUGAUCAUGGUCAAGAGACAUGGUUGAAUCAUGGUUUGAUCAUGGCCAAGAAACAUGGUUGAAUCAUGGUUCGAUCAUGGUCAAGUGACAUGGUUGAACCAUGUUUGAACCAUGUUUCAAACCAAGUUUACAAGCAUUAUGCAAUUCCUGUAAAAAUUCAAAUUUGUAUUUUCAAAAAUUCAAAUGUUUAUAUGGUUGAACCCUGAUUUGACCUAAAUUGGUAAAAUGAUUAGAUGACAUGGUCUAACCAUGGAAAAACAUGGUUGAAACACAUUUGUUGAGCAUGGUUAAGCCAUGGUUCAACAAUGAACAGAUAACCAUGUAUUGGCUAUGGUCUGACCAUGGUUUAAACUGAAAUCAUAAAAAGAACUGAAAAUUUCAAAAUUGUUUAAAAUAAUCCUGAACAUUUCAGCUUUCAAUAUUGCUCAAGCAAAUUUAUGAAAAAGUAAACAUUUUGAAAUUUUAGACAUGGUUCAGCAAUGGGUCCCAUUGGAAAUUCGUGGUUCUACCAUGGUUAACCAUGGUCAUUUCGUUGCUCAACCAUGGUGGGAAAUGGUUGAAAACCAUGGUGUAACCAUGGUGUCACCAUUGUCAGCCAUGGUUGAGCAAUUGUUUUUUCGCAGGGCAAUGGCUCAUUUGCAAAGAUUUUGCAAUUGGAAUUUUUUAGAUUGGGUGGGCUUUGAUAUGAUAGUGAUGUCAUAGUUUUAAAUUUUAAGGAAUUUCAAGGAUUCACAUUAGCAAUGCUAGUGUGAAUCUCACAACUGCUUAACUUUGCUUAAAUUCACUUUUUCCACCCCAUUGCUUUGACAUUUCACUUUAAUGCAAUCAGUUUAUAGUAUAUCAAAACUGAUUAUUCUAAAUUGAUAUUUGGGUUUGAAUUUUGUUUAAGACAGAUUAGAAUUGCACAUUUUAAUAUCUUCAUUUAGCGUAAUAUAGAACCCACCAUACCAGCAACAGAUUGGCACAGUCAAGCGCCAUUUUGCUAUGAUUUUUAUUUCACUUUUCUUAAUUGCCUAGCAUGAAUAAUAAAACAGUGAUUUUAAGCAUCCUUUUCUGACUUUUUGAUAUUCAGUCAGUUUGACGACAAUAGUUUGACCUAACCAACAGUUACUCUCUACGUCUCAGAAAUAAUUAUAUAUUUUUAAAAUAUUUUUUAUAGUCUUUUGGUAUAAAUUUUCCCUUACCUUCCAGGUGGUUGAAAACGGAGAAAGUUGUGGGGAGAAAGAGAAGGUAUGUUCGCAAUCCUGUGUACUAUUUUGCAUGAAAAGAGAUCAAAUUGUUCAUUUUGUUAAUAUCCUUCUUAGUCAGGCUAGAAUGUACGUCAGUCGUAACUGGAUGUACUGCUUGAGUUAAUUUUAGGCUGGACUUUACUUUGUUUGCAAUUUGUUUGCAAUUUACUUUAAUAAGAGAGUUAAUAUUAUCUUUCACUUGAUUGAAACUCAUUGGGUUUAUGAAGUCAUUUCUAAAAAUUAUCAAGCAAUUCCCAAAUCAAUUACGGUUCAUUAACUAAAAUUUCAUAUCUAGUUAGUUUUGCGUAAAAAAUUAUAAAUUGCAGACCUUUCCCUGCUUAGUAUUUUCAAUAUGCUAAAUUUUCUGAUCAUUUGAAUGAACAUUUGAAAUUACUUGUACUGAAUGUAAUGUGCAAUUUGACUUAACACAGAUGCAGCCCCUUUCCCCAUAUGUAACCCCCUUCCACCUUAUUAUGUAACCCUUUUCCCCAUAAGGUACAUAGGCAGAAGAAAAUUUUAUCCUUUUAUGUUGUAUUGGAAUGAGUAUAAUAAUUAUUGGACCAUUAAGAAUUUAUUCAUAAUUUAUUAUUACAAGUUAUACUAUAUUGCCCCUCCACAUAAGGUGUACACAAUUUGCAAUUUUUAUACAAUGCUAAAUAUACAUUGUUGUUGUUUUAUCAUUUUAAGGCAAUUUAUUCAUAUUAUUCUAGUAUUUCCAUAUUGUAUUUGCAGAUGUGUUCCACUUGGCUUAAUAUUUCUUGUCUUGUUUGUUUUGCUUAAACUGUUCUUAUAUUUGUUGUUAUUUUAUAUUGAACUUGUUCCAGUUUAUUCUUUGGUUCAUUUACAAUAAACAGUUGGUGAGUUUACAAAUUACAAAUUAUACGGAAUAUAAUAUUUUGAUAUGAUUUCCCCCUAUCUAUUGAAUAUCACUUCAUACAGAAGUAUAUAUGAAUUACAUAACAUAGUGGUAAUUGCAACAAAUGGACUUACUUAAUGCAAUCAUAGUUUAAUAUCAAAAUUGUAUAUAGCAUUACUGUACCAUUCCAAAGAAGGGUUUUGAAAUAGAUCUUU